CCGAUACCCAACUGUGCGGUCACUCCAUCAGGGUACAGUCUUACUCUGUGGAUCAGACACACACCUUUAGUUUAGCCUGUCUUAACUUUAAGCUUCAUCUCACAUCAGUUGAGAAUGGACCACCAUGACUGGCAGCGAGGGAGGAGUAGAGGCCACAGGCACUACGAUGAUGACGAUGAGGUCCAGCCAUUCUACAUUGGUGUUCCAGUUUCACACAGACGGAAAAGACACAGACAUCGCUCCUAUGCCAAUGAAGCAGACCGUUACUCACGGCGCUCCCACUAUAAUCAUCACGCUCACCGUGAACACUCACAUGAGGAGUACUACAACGACAGAGAGGAGCAGUAUGAUGAUGAUGGAGGCAACAGUGUGCAGCAGGAUCAGGCUGAUCUCACAGUGUCUCCUGCUGCAGAAAGACUUCGCCACAUCCUCGGGGAAGAGGACAGCUCUCCAACACCAACAAUAUUCACAGAGAUGGACACACUUCAACAGGAUGGGGAUGAAUUAGAGUGGAAGGAGUCUGCACGGUGGGUGAAAUUUGAAGAGAAGGUUGAAGAGGGAGGAGAAAGAUGGAGCAAGCCUCACGUGUCCACGCUGACCCUCCAUAGUCUGUUUGAGCUCAGGACCUGCCUGCAGACUGGAAGUAUUGUGCUCGACUUGGAGGGAUACUCACUACCACAGAUCGUAGAGGAGAUUGUGGACCGGCAGAUAGCCGAUGCCCUCAUUCCUCCAGAAAUGAAGGAGAAGAUCAUCUUUGUGUUGCUCAGGAGACACCGUCACCAGACCAAGAAACCAAUCCACCGCUCACUGGCAGACUUAGGGAAGUCCUCCAACACGUCUACCAAUCGCAGUCCUCAGGUUAAUCUGAGCCGUAGUACUAGUUCAGCUUCUGGGAUCCACCGCUCCACAGAAGACCUACGCUCUCGGCAGUCAGGCAGCCUUGGCCGUCUGCAUCCUGCCCAGAGCCGAAGCAUGAAUGAUAUUUCUGUCACACCCAGCACUGAUCAACUGAAGAAUAAGUUCAUGAAGAAGAUUCCCCGUGAUGCCGAAGCCUCUAACGUGAUGAUCGGUGAGGUGGACUUUCUGGACAAACCAUUUGUCUCCUUUGUUCGUUUGGCUCAAGCUACAACUCUGGGAGGACUCACAGAGGUCCCUGUUCCAACCAGAUUUCUCUUCAUCCUGCUCGGUCCUCAAGGCAAAGCCAAGUCCUACAAUGAAAUUGGCAGAGCUAUCGCUACUCUCAUGGUGGAUGAUCUGUUUAGUGAUGUUGCCUACAAAGCGAGGGAUCGUGAAGACCUGAUUGCAGGUGUAGAUGAGUUCCUGGAUGAGGUGAUCGUACUUCCUCCAGGCGAAUGGGACCCAAAAAUACGCAUUGAGCCACCAAAGAAGGUUCCAUCAGCAGAAAUGAGGAAAUCAGUGCUUAACCUGAAUGAGCUGGGUCAGAUGAACGGCUCGGCAGGUGGAGCCGCUGGAGAAGAUGAGGAACUUCCUGUUCAGCAUGAAGUGGGAGAGGAGCUGAAAUUUACUGGGAGAGUUUGUGGUGGAUUGUGGAUGGACAUCAAGAGGAAGGCCCCAUUCUACUGUAGUGAUAUCUACGACGGCUUCCAUAUCCAGUCCAUCUCUGCUGUGCUCUUCAUCUACUUGGGUUGCAUCACCAAUGCCAUCACCUUCGGAGGUCUGCUAGGCGAUGCUACCGACAAUUACCAGGGAGUGAUGGAGAGUUUCCUCGGCACAGCUUUAGCAGGAACCGUCUUCUGCUUGUUUGGUGGACAGCCUCUCAUCAUUCUCAGUUCAACUGGACCCAUCCUCAUCUUUGAGAAACUGCUUUAUGAGUUCAGCAAGAGCAACAGCAUCGACUACAUGGAGCUGCGUUUGUGGAUUGGUCUUCACUCGUGUCUGCAGUGUUUUGUGUUGGUUCUCUCAGACGCCAGCUACAUCAUCAAAUACAUGACCCGCUUCACAGAGGAAGGCUUCUCCAGCCUCAUCUCCUUUAUAUUUAUCUCUGAUGCCAUCAAGAAGAUGGUGGGAUGCUUUAACUAUUACCCAAUCAAUCGGGGCUUCAAACCUGAUUACAUAACAUCCUACAAGUGUGAAUGCAUUGCCCCAGACCAGGCAUCUCCCCUGGGUUUAAAUGUUUCAGCUCCGCUCGCUGAUGAUAACAUGACUCUGCUGUUUAACUUGACAGACCUGGACUGGAGUCAGCUGAGUAAGAAGGAGUGUCUGAAAUAUGGAGGCUCUCUGGUGGGGAACUCCUGUAAGUAUGUUCCAGAUCUGGCCCUCAUGUCCUUCAUCCUCUUCUUUGGCACCUACUCCAUGACUCUGUCUCUCAAGAAGUUCAAGUUCAGCCGUUACUUCCCAACAAAGCUCCGCUCCCUGAUCAGUGAUUUUGCCAUCAUCAUCUCUAUCCUGGUCUUCUGUGGCUUGGACUGCCUUCUGGAGCUGGACACUCCCAAAUUGCACGUGCCCACAGAGAUUAAGCCGACACGUCCAGACCGCGGCUGGUUUGUUCUUCCAUUUGGUAAGAACCCCUGGUGGUGGUAUCUGGCCAGCUCUGUUCCUGCUCUCCUCGUCACCAUCCUCAUCUUCAUGGACCAGCAGAUCAGUGCUGUCAUCGUCAACCGCAAGGAAAACAAGCUAAAGAAAAGCUGUGGUUACCACCUGGACCUGUUCUGGGUGGGUGUUCUGAUGGCGGUCUGCUCCUUUAUGGGUCUACCCUGGUACGUGGCCGCCACUGUUAUCUCCAUCGCUCACAUUGACUCUCUGAAGAUGGAGAGUGAGUGCAGUGCCCCUGGAGAGCAGCCACAGUUCCUUGGAGUCAGAGAGCAGCGGCUGACUGGUACUCUGGUGUUUGUGCUGACCGGACUCUCAGUGUUCCUCGCUCCCGUCCUUCAGUAUAUCCCCAUGCCAGUUCUCUAUGGAGUCUUCCUCUACAUGGGAGUGGCAUCGCUGAGCGGCAUCCAGUUCUGGGAGCGGAUCAAGCUGUUCCUGAUGCCUCCGAAACACCAGCCCGACUUCUCCUUCCUCCGUCAUGUUCCCUUGAGACGUGUUCAUCUCUUCACCCUGGUUCAGAUCAUCUGUCUGGCUGUUCUCUGGAUCCUCAAGUCCACGUUCCUGGCCAUCAUCUUCCCAGUCAUGAUUCUGGGUCUGAUGGUUGUAAGAAAGCUACUGGAUCUGAUGUUCUCACAACACAACUUAGCCUGGUUGGAUGACAUCCUGCCCGACAAAGACAAGAAGAAGAAAGAGGACGAGAAGAAGAAAAAGAAAGAGAAGAAAGCAGUUGAACCAGAAAGUGAUGAGGAGCCGGACCGCUCUGCUCUCACUCCUGUCAAGAUUUACCUGGAGGCAUUAGAACCCCCCCCAGAGUCAGGUCCCGCUUACGUUAACCCCUUCAGCCAAAACCAAACCUCUGAGUGGACCCUUCCAGUGGUGCCCAUUGUCUAAGGUACUGUUUGAGUUGAACGUGAUUCAAAGGAGUGGAUAUACAUAUAAAGGUGUCCAGAACAACACGAGUUCCUCUCCCCAAAUAAAGCUCUUUGCCCUGUUCCCGAGGAGGAGUCCAGUCUGUCUGUAUAGAGGCAGUUCAGUUCAGUUGCUUUGUAAUCUCAGCUCAGGACCAAAGCUGGGGGAUAAAAAUAUUUUUGACAGUUUUUCUAUCAUGUCAGCUUUUUCUUUAUUAGAACUUUAUUAUUCACUGCAGAAUAUUCACUGGGGGAGCGGUAAGCUGCAGACAUGGCUGCGCUUGAGGAACAUUUGGUGGUUUAACCCCCCAAUCCAACUCCUUAAUGAUGAGUGUGAAGCAGGGAGGCAUUGGGUCCUGUUUUUGAAGUCUUUGGUAUGAGCCAACUGGGAUUUGAACCCACAAUCUCCCAGUCUCAGGGUGGACACUCUACCACUAGGCCACCUGUCACCAUCUGUUCUAGCCUCACCCUCCUCACAAGACUGACACGCCUAAAGCAGUGCCUUUAUCCAAACCCGGAGUUUACAAUCUACCAUUUUCUUAUUGAGGACCCUAGUUUCAACCUCGGAGGUGCUGAUUUUCAUCUCGUCUGCUUCACACUUGCUCCUGGCUUAAUGAGGCCAACAUGACAAAAUCAUCCACGAGAAUCAGGGACACAAUCUGAACCCCUCCCCCCAAACCAAAGACCUCCUGCUUGUUUGCUGCAGCAAGAACAUCUGUCAAUAGAAGUUGUCAACAGGAUUAGUACCAAAGGGCAACCUUGGUAGUGUUCAACACUUACUGUGAUAUCUCUGACAGUCAGGAUGCCACUGAGAAGUACUCAUUCAGGACGCAUCUUCCUGUCAGUUAGAAUAAAUAACUUAUUAUAGAUUUAAAAUUUUAUUUACUGUUUGUUUCAUAUCUAAUAAUCUCUCUAUGUGUUUGUGUAUGUAUUUCUGUACUUGCUUGUGUUUGCUUGUUCUGUGCUGUUUUGUGCACGUUCUCUCGGCUCGUGUACGUAUAUGUGCUUUCUUACAGGAGAUGAAUCCUUACUCAACAGUCACAUCCAAUGAAAACGAACUAGACCGCAGUAUCACUCUUCGCCUGAAGAUCUCCUGCCCCCCUUCACCAGUCCA
Nothobranchius furzeri (turquoise killifish) is the source of this 4572-nucleotide messenger RNA. Lineage: Eukaryota; Metazoa; Chordata; Actinopteri; Cyprinodontiformes; Nothobranchiidae. The record is from RefSeq and is a predicted model, not a curated record.